Molecule: messenger RNA, 619 nt
Organism: Suillus plorans
Lineage: Eukaryota; Fungi; Basidiomycota; Agaricomycetes; Boletales; Suillaceae
Exons: 4
Coding region: 9-437 (142 amino acids)
Source: RefSeq, a predicted model, not a curated record
CCUUCAUCAUGCACACAUACCGAGGUCAUAAAGCAGACUCGUACAAGCCCAUUGAUGUCCUUGAGCUCAAUGAACUUCGGGCACGCAAUCGCACAUUCAACGGUGCUUACCGCCGUACCGCCAUUGCUACCCUUGGGUAUGCACUAACGGCCCUCCGACUGUUUGAUUCGCGUUUUCUUCGAAUUGGUGUUGUCUAUCUCGUUCUCUCCAUUCUCCUUUUCGCUCUCGGGUAUAUUCGUGCUCGACACUCACAGCAUGACUUUUCCGACGGAUCAAAAACUAGCGCUCUUUAUGAACAAGCGCUCCCUACUGUCGGGCAGGAAGACAAACGAGAAUAUGGUCGUCCAUUCAUAACAGCCGGACGUGAUGUUAUUACUGUUGGUGCACUCGUGAUGAUAGUGGAAAUCCUGUUGCUUGCGUUUGUACUUCAAAUGUGAUUCUUUUUUGUGCUGCAACAACUUCAUGUUGGGUAUGAUAUCUAUUCAUACCCGCACUUAGUAUCUAUCCUUUGCUGUUUCAGCUGAGGAACGCAGAGCACUUGAUACGCUACUUAGUGUCGAUGUAUUGUAACCAUUGUAUGAAACUCAAACGCAUUUCCAAGGAUUCGAUCAUCCAUCAA